This is a messenger RNA of Cheilinus undulatus (humphead wrasse), 1693 nucleotides long. RefSeq lists its product as uncharacterized. The transcript has 4 exons. The record is from RefSeq and is a predicted model, not a curated record. NCBI's taxonomy places the organism in Eukaryota, Metazoa, Chordata, Actinopteri, Labriformes, Labridae. The coding region runs from base 51 to 1007 and encodes 318 amino acids.
UCUCUUCCUCUUUUGAAUGUUUAACAUUUCAAAUCAUAGCCGGUCUGAUCAUGGAGACUCGGAGGAAUAGGAGAGGAAUCCUGGAGCACUAUGUAAGAGGUCGCCAUCUGAACCUGGAUAAGCUGAAAAAAGCAGCCAGAGGCAGUGAUGUUGCUGACUACCUCUUCAAAGAAAACAUCCCAAAAUACCCCCACCCUGAGUUUCAUGUGCGUGGUCUGAAACAUGAAACAGACCAGGAUGGAUUAGAGGGAAUCAGGUGGAGCGAGGGUUUCACGAGCCUUGAUGAUCGUGGCAUCCUGUGGUGGAGUCUGGAUGUGAGUCCAGGGGAGAUGGUCUCAGCUGAGAGGAGACUCUUGGAGAACAUCUACCCAAACCCAAACCGGACCAGGGAGCAGGAACAGAUGCCGUCAAGGUUUCUGCGUAAGUUCGCCUCCUCCCCAGCCUUCCUGAGGGGCUCCAGACUGGGCUCGUAUCGCUUCACCUUCCCCCUGAAGGACGUGCUGGGAGCCUACCAGGAUCAGUUUUGCGGAGGAGCUGAGCCCGUCAUGCGGGUGAUGGAGACCGUCCUCUACAAACAGGAAGUGAUGUACGUCGUGUUGGUCCACAGCCCAGACAAUCAGAGGCUGUUUAAACGGUACCCGUUACUGAGAGACAACCCAGACGCAGUCUGCUGUUACAGAGACGACUACUUCCUGUGGAGGCCUGAGGCGAUGUGUAAGACGCACUGGAAUGAGUUGGUCUGCAGAGAUGAUCUACAGCAGGUGGACGCGAGACCCGUCACUCAGAUGCCAGAGUGGUAUGUCUGGGACCAUGUUGCCAUCGCCCUCCAUGUUGGUAAUCAGUUGCUGCACUUUGAUGUGGAUCAACUGAGAAAGAAUCUGAAGUAUUGUAAGAAAAUCAGACCCCCUGUCUGUAGAGACAUAUGUUUUGAUUACUACACCGUAGCAGAGGGGAUAGUGGGGAAAUUAUGGCCCCACCAUCCGUCUACUCUGAGGAGACCAGACUAAAAGAUACCGUUACAAACUCCAGUUCUGACGCGGUUGUGUAAAAUGAGAACAACACAGCAGACAAUGAGUUACAAAUCCUUUUCAACCUACACUCAGUUAUGCAGCACAAAAAGGAGAUCUUUAAUGUUACACUUUGGAAAUAUAUAAACAUUCUGAAUUUGUUGCAUGCGAUAUGUUCCAAAAAAGUUCAGACAGGGGCAAGAAAAGACUGGGGAAGGUUAUGGGACGCUCAAACGACACCUGGAACGUUCCACAGGUAAGUAGGCUAAUUAGUAACAGGUGAUAGAACCAUGAUUGGAUAUAAAAAGAGCCCUUCUGAAAGACUCAGUCUUUCUCAGUCAAUGAUGAGGCAGAGUAACCUUGCAAAGCAGAAGGAUACGCCCAUUUCCUUGUUUCUCACUGGUGAACCCAUCUUCAAAGCUCCCAUCUGAACCGUUUGGGUCCGGUUAGAAAGUGACAGGACCAAUCAGAGAUGAGGGGCAGUACUUUGAGGCGUGGUGGAGUCGUGAUGUAAAGAAGCAGCAACAAGAGGCCGGUGCAAAUAUGGCGGAAGAUCUUAGCGUGGACGCUGCUAAAGCGCCAGUUUUAUCAGGACUUGAUGACAUUUCUUAGUUAAAAGAAGAACAAAAAACAGCAGUGAACUGUUUUCUUUUCAAAAACCACAAAAGUCAAGUACUGACAUGUCU